Ochotona curzoniae (black-lipped pika) is the source of this 3468-nucleotide messenger RNA. RefSeq names its product coiled-coil domain containing 150 (gene CCDC150). Bases 1 to 3237 code for a protein of 1078 amino acids. The record is from RefSeq and is a predicted model, not a curated record. The transcript has 26 exons. NCBI's taxonomy places the organism in Eukaryota, Metazoa, Chordata, Mammalia, Lagomorpha, Ochotonidae.
AUGGAAACUGCAGUGUGCAGACCAAUCCUUUCUCCCACUCACAUCAAUGCUACAGCUUCUGAAGCAUUCACGGUACUUCAGCAAAGGAUGAGAAUAGUGGAGGAACAGACCAGCUCUUUGAGGAAUGAUCUAAUCAUGUUGGACUAUGAUGACAAAAGAGGCCAAAUGGAAGCUCCAAGCUGUUCAGAAGACUCGACCAGCCAGAGAGUCAUUACUCCUGUCCAGAACGAAGUAGUAAACUCAGGAAAAACAGAUGUUUUAUGGAAGAACUGUGAGUUUCUGGUCAAUCGAAUGUGUCAUCUGGAAAGCCUCAUCCAGUCCUUGAAGCUGAACAUUUUUCGUAUACAAACUGAAAAGGAUUUAAAUCCACAGAAAACAGCUUUUCUGAAGGAUCGAUUAAAUAUAAUACAGGAGGAGCAUUCCAAAGACCUGAAGCUGUUGCAUCUUGAAGUGAUGAAUUUGCGCCAGCAACUGAGAAGUGUGAAAGAAGAAGAAGACAAGGCACAAGAUGAAGUACAGAGGUUGACUGCCACUCUGGAGAUUGCCUCGGAAACAAAGAAGAAUGCAGCCAUUAUUGAAGAGGAACUAAAGACCACAAAACGUAAAAUGAACUUUAAAAUUCAAGAGCUAAGACGACAACUGGCUCAGGAGAAACACCUCAGGGAAUCUCUAGAGAAAUCUGGAUCAGCCAUGCUUCUCAAAAUACAAGAAAUGGGAUCAACUGUGGAGGUGGAACGGAAACAGGUGCACAUUUUGCAGCAAAACUGUAUUGCCCUGCGCGGCUCCAUACAGAACACCCAAGAACUACUGGUACAGGAGCAGCAAAAGAAAGGACAGUUGGAGUCUGCUACUUCGCAACUCAAGUUUGAUAUAAUUUCCAGAGAUGACCUCAUUUCGAAGUUGGCUGAAGAAAAUAAGAAUUUGCAGAUGUCUUUAAACAAAGAACAGGAAGAAAAUGCAAAUUUGAGGUCUGAAAUCAUAACUCUUCAGGAACAAUCAGAGAAGACACAGGUUUUGAAUGACCAACUGAGUAGAAAGUGUUCAGAAUUAAACAUCAUGCUUCAGACUGUCAGUAUGGAAAAUGCCAGAAUCAUUGCUGACCAUCAAGCCAUCCUACAGGUAGGACAGAAAAUGAUGACUCAGACAUUUCAGGAACAAAGCCUAAUACUGAGUGCAGCUCAUGCCACCAUCACCAGUGAGCUACAGACAGUAGAGAAUGAGAAAACCCAACUCCAAGAACAUCUGGACCAUUUAAUCCUUGAGCAUAAUCAGUGUGUACACAAAGCACAGGAGGCUGAGAAUAGGGCAGCUUUGCAAAAAGAACUUCUGGAAUCAACUAUUGCUAGGCUGAGAGGUGAAUUGGAAGUGUCAAUUCAAGAGAAUAAGUGUCUACUGGAAGAGAAAGAAAGAUUUCAGAGAGAGAUUAAUAAAACAGAAAAAGAAACAAAACAAGAGAAACACAAUAUGGAAACGGAAUUAGCUAAAAACAAGGCAGACAUAAAUACAUUAAAUGAAAACCUGCAGACUCUAUUGGAAGAAAAUAAAAACCUGGCAAAUCAAAUGGCUUCCCUAGACGUUCAGCAAGUCACUUCGGAUUACCAUGGGCUUGCCCACCAGAAGGUAGAAAAAGUCUUGGGAAAAAUUACGGAGAGUAAAAACAAACUGGCUUAUGAAAAGGGAAAGCUCCAGAUAAAAGUUAAACAGCUUGAACAACAACUACAUGCUUUUACUGAAACCAACCAACAGAAUGACCACCUAUGCAAGCUGAAUAAGGCUCUAGAGGCCAAAUAUGACCAGGUGAAAUCUAUUCUUGAAAAAAAUGAAGAGGAGCUGUGCCAAGCAGUGAAGUCUCGCGAUGAGGCACUAAAAGAGAGUCAGAGGCUCAAGGGCAACCUGGAGGCUUUGGAGGACAGAGAAAGCAAGAAGGUAGGAAAUUUCCAGCGACAAUUGGCAGAGGCUAAAGAAGACAACUGCAAAGUUACCAUCAUGUUGGAGAAUGUGCUGGCUUCUCACAGUAAGAUGCAAGGUGCUCUGGAAAAAGUACAGAUAGAGCUCGGGCGCAGGGACUCGGAGAUUGCAGGCCUCAAGAAAGAAAGAGCUCUAAAUCAACAACGGGUACAGAAACUCGAAGCCGAAGUGGAUCAGUGGCAGGCUAGAAUGCUUGUUGUGGAUGCCCAGCAUAGCAGUGAGAUGGAGCCACUACAGAAGGCUCUGGAUACAGCUAGAGAAGACAAUAGGAAACUGGCUAUGAGCUUGGAGCAAGCUCUCCAGACAAAUAAUAACCUGCAAACAAAACUAGAUCACAUUCAAGAGAAAUUGGAAAACAAAGAACUUGAGCGGCAGAAUUUGGAAACCUUCAAAGAACGGAUGACUGAAGAAUCCAAAGUGGAAGCAGAAAUGCAUGCUGAACGCAUAGAAGCUCUAAGAAAGCAGUUUCAAACAGAGAGAGAAACUACAAAGAAGGCAGCACAACGGGAGGUUGCUGAGCUGAAGAAAGCCCUUGAUGAAGCCAACUUCAGAUCCGUGGAAGUGUCUCGGACCAACCGGGAGCUGCGGCAGAAAAUUACAGAACUAGAAAAAGUGCUAAACAGUAACAAGGAGAAAAUAAAGAAUCAGAAAGCCCAGAUUAAGCUCUACUUGUCAGCUAAAGCGAAUAAUGUUCAGAACGUCGAGAGGAUGAAGCAAAUAGAAACAGAAUUGAGGCAAAUGGAGCUCAUUAAGGACCAAUAUCAGAAAAAAAACUUUGAGCAGUCAUUGAGCAUCCAGAGAUUUGUUUCGGAAAUGAGUAACCUGCAGAAGGAGAUGCAGCUGUUGGCCAAGAGUCAGUACGAUACCUCAGCACGGAAUAAACAGCAAGAGCUGCGACUGGAGACAGAGAGGAAAAUAAGACAGGAAUUAGAGAAUCGAUGUCGGGAAUUGGAAGAUACUGUCAGACACCUGAGGAAAUGUAAAGAGGCAACAGAGAAUAAGCUGAAGGAAGCCAGUGUGGAAUCGGAACAGAUAACAGCUAACCUGGAAGAAGCUCACCGCUGGUUUAAGUGCAGAUUUGAUGGCCUACAACUUGAGCUGACAAAGAACCGGCUACAAAGGCUUCCCCGGGAAGACAGGUGGCAGGAAGAGGACCAAGAUAAAAGGCACAAUAACAUGCCCUUCCAGUCUGCUCUGCAACGAUGGGAGACUAAACAGAAUCUUAGGCUUAUGCCCAAGAAGUAUCAUUCUGACAUAGAGAGGAAGUGAUGUCCUUGACAAAGGAGCUUCUUCAUGUAUUGCCACACCUCCACGAUUUCACCAGCCCAACAACUGGGGCUGGCCUGUUUCUACAAUCAUAAGAACGUGACGUUUUUGAUGUGGGCUAAAGAUUUUGAGCCGUAGUUUAUCCUUCUAUGAACUCUUUUAUAUCAAUACUGAACCACCCCAUCUUUAUUGUCCUUUUCCCUGUUUUCCACUCAAUAAAUUUAUAUUAAUUUG